Messenger RNA from Trematosphaeria pertusa, 420 nucleotides. Its product is annotated as histone H2A.Z. Lineage: Eukaryota; Fungi; Ascomycota; Dothideomycetes; Pleosporales; Trematosphaeriaceae. The record is from RefSeq and is a predicted model, not a curated record. Gene Ontology annotation, molecular function: structural constituent of chromatin; protein heterodimerization activity; DNA binding. The transcript has 3 exons. The coding region runs from base 1 to 420 and encodes 139 amino acids. Gene Ontology annotation, cellular component: nucleosome.
AUGCCUGGCGGUAAAGGAAAAACCGGCGGCAAGACCGGCGGAAAAGGCGACUCGCACGUCAAAACCACAAAGUCGCACUCCGCGAAGGCGGGCCUGCAGUUCCCCUGCGGUCGCAUAAAGCGCCAUCUACGCACCAUCACCCGCCAAAAGACGCGCAUCGGCGCCAAAGCCUCCAUCUACCUAACCGCCGUGCUCGAAUACCUGACGGCCGAAGUGCUCGAGCUGGCCGGCAACGCCGCCAAGGAUCUCAAGGUCAAGCGUAUCACGCCGCGCCACCUACAGCUCGCGAUCCGCGGUGACGAGGAGCUGGACACGCUCAUUCGCGCGACCAUCGCUUUCGGAGGCGUUCUGCCACACAUCAACCGCGCACUGCUGCUGAAGGUGGAGCAGAAGAAGAAGGGGAAGCCUGUUGAGGUGUAA